CGCCUGCUCACCUUCGCUAACAACGAUAAGAUAAGACUUGUAACCUGAAAUGUACCAAAAACGAUUGUGUAAAAGUUCAUGGUGAAAAUGAAUUUAAUUACAAACAAUAUUCAGUACGUCAUAUAUCUAUUCAUGUGCAGCUCUAUUACUUCCAUCUUAGCCCAAGGCGAUGAUACAUGUCCAAAAGGGUUUCUGCCCCACCAAAAUAAAUGUCUGACUAAACCUGAUGAAGCAAAAUUAAAUUGGCCGAACGCACUGGGAAAAUGUCAAGAUCUUGGAGGAUCGCUUCCCAACAUAUACAGUGCGGAAAAACAAACACUUCUGGAAAAUUUCAUCUCAAGUCACUACAACGCUUCCUUUUUGAAAGUGGAUCUACCGUCUGAAUACCAAUACCAUUACUUGGACGACUACUCCACAUUUAUACGAGAAGAGAAGCACAUAACAUUUGAGUUUAUGGGAUGCAAUGAUGCUUAUUUAAUCCUCUCAGAAAACCGCGACGAUUCUGUUAAGUCUUAUGAAGUCCUCUUUGGUGGAUGGCAGAACACCCUAUCUGUCAUAAGGACUUGUAGACAAUGCCAGUCCUUGGCAACGGCGUCACACAGUCCGUUGUCAUGCCAUACAUACAGACCGUUCUGGGUGAGCUGGGUAAAUGGCACUGUCAGGGCUGGGGAGGGUAAAGAUGUCGGAAUAAACACUUUCAUGAAGUGGACAGACCCGACGCCACAUCCGGUCAACUUUUUGGGAAUAUCGUCUUGGAAAACUGCACCAACGCAAUGGAAAUUCAACAAAGAUCCAUAUAACUCUACGUUUUGGCUUGCUGGUACGGAUCUUGGACACAGUACGGAGUGGGUGUGGUUUCCUGAGGGUGAUUAUGUAGGAUACACGCACUGGCUCCCGCAGGAACCCAACUAUUUCUUGCCUCACCACCACUGUAUUCAAAUGUCACUUCAUAGCGGCUUUAAAUGGGCUACGGACAAUUGCAUGCUCAAACGGAAUUUCAUCUGUGAAAUAGAUAAUUCAUUACCUAUCAAUACAUUUGGUUGAACUUCC
Ostrea edulis (European flat oyster) is the source of this 1050-nucleotide messenger RNA. RefSeq lists its product as uncharacterized. Gene Ontology annotation, cellular component: external side of plasma membrane. The coding region runs from base 79 to 1044 and encodes 321 amino acids. NCBI's taxonomy places the organism in Eukaryota, Metazoa, Mollusca, Bivalvia, Ostreida, Ostreidae. The record is from RefSeq and is a predicted model, not a curated record. Gene Ontology annotation, molecular function: carbohydrate binding. Gene Ontology annotation, biological process: biological process involved in interspecies interaction between organisms. The transcript is spliced from 5 exons.